AUGGUCUUUCAUGCGGACCACGCGACAUUAGGAUUGGCUCACACAAACAUAAAAAUCCCUGGACAUGCCUCGUUCUCUUCUGCGGGAUCAUGCUUACAAUGGACAGCUGAUGGUCAACUACUGGUUGUCACCAAAGAUGCUAUUCACAUCCUUGUAAAAUUUCGGUUUGGCCAGACUCCAGAGAAUGCACAUGACACCAGUCAUCCUCAUCUGAAAUUGGCUGAUAAAUCGAUUGCUUGGGCGCAGACGAUCAUCGAAUUCGACCAAAUCAAUAUCCGAAAGUGGCCCGACCGUUCUCAAGAAUGGGGAGCGGCGGCUCUCGGAUCUCUGGACACAGGCCUACGAGCGGUCGCGCGUUCGCCGAGCAAACUAAUGGCAGGUAGUGGAGGGUUUUAUUUGUGGAAAAGAUGUGUGGUAGCCGUUCUCAGCUCCAACUUCGAUUUAUCUCUCUGGGCUUCUUCGAAGAACAGAUAUAAAGGGCGAUGGAACAAGAUUCAAGAUGUGACGUCUUGGUUGGAGCUCCAGCUUUCUGCACGUUCUAGCCAAUCCCGAUCUGAAGAAACGAUACAGGCACAAGUGACAUGCGAAAUCCAACUAGCUUAUGGCACCGCCGAUGGCGAGGUUGGUGUUGUGACCAUAACACAAGCGCUCGAAGCAAUCCCCACUGUUUCUAUUUUCGGUCCGACAUAUAACCUUACGGCGAGUUUUGGAAACCAGACUGAAACAGUCACUGGUGCAGAUAAGCGGGGACUCACAACCUUGGCCUGGAUUCGCGCCGAUAAAAACGUAAAACGGUUUCUAGCGACCCUUGCUGGCCAGCUCUUGCUAGUGACUUUCACAGUUCAAAGCUUUCAGUACUCUGUCGUUCUAUAUUUGAGCGAACCGAGCUCGAAAAACCCACUGUGGCCGACAGAAAUUCCAUUUUUGGGUUCACGUCAUUCGAUGAGCAUGGGGAUUUUACUUGGAUUCAAGACUAGCUUUUGGAAAUACCCCGAAAUUCAUGGUCUAGAGGAUGAGCUCCGCCAGGUCUUGACCACAUCGAGAGCGGGGUAUAGCCCUGUUCAUCUGCUUCGCCCCUUCUUUACACGUCUUCCCCAUUGCCCUGAACUGCAGUCAAGGGUUCCGGCCUUAUUGGACUCCACUCCUGAAUCCCUUCAGGGGUUGACAGGUGCUUUGCCGACGGCCAAAGCCACAUGCCAUGAUCCGUUGGACUUUCCUUCUCUCGAGCGAAAUUUCCGCGAAAGCUUGACGAAUCAAUUAUUCGGCCAUGAUAUCCUCUUGCGGCUUCGGAUAAAACUCUACACCGCAGAAUUUCUAGGGAAAAUAACAGCAAAUGCUCAGAUACGCGCUGAAUGUGACCACGCAGUGUCAAAACUACUUUUUGACAUUUCCAAGAUAACACUACAAAUACUGGUCCGGCAUCUCAAUCUGGUCUUCGCGGUGUUGAAGGCUGAAGAUCUAGCCUUCGCGUCCCGCGUUGCUGAACAGGCUUCUCUUCCUGGUCGUUUUCCAGAACUUGUUGAGGAGGUCCAGCAAUUGUCAGACGCCAUAAAUAACUUCAAGUGUUCGUUAGACCAGGAGCAUGUUGAUAAGGUUCAAGAGUUGUGCCCUGCUUGCUGCUCCGAGGUGCUAAUGGGUAGCGCAACGACCAAUGGAACAUGUGCGAAUGGUCAUCAGUGGGGUAAGCUCAUGCAGCUCUGGUCCUUGCAUGCAGAGGCUCAUCUAAACGGACCUGAUUUGCCAGGUCGUUGCUCCAUUACUUCGUUCCUACUAUCUACUCCUCAUCUGAGAACAUGCGUAGGCUGUUCUCGCAAGGCCCUUUUGCCUGCUGCAAGUUCACCGGCCAACGUUAUACAACCUGAACAAGCCCGCAGCUGGGUUGUCCAAGCAUUCUUGGAAGCAUCGACUUGGUGCCUACUUUGUGGCAACAACUUUGCGUGUGUCUAUUAG
Laccaria bicolor S238N-H82 is the source of this 1950-nucleotide messenger RNA. RefSeq lists its product as uncharacterized. The coding region runs from base 1 to 1950 and encodes 649 amino acids. The transcript is spliced from 11 exons. The record is from RefSeq and is a predicted model, not a curated record. Lineage: Eukaryota; Fungi; Basidiomycota; Agaricomycetes; Agaricales; Hydnangiaceae.